GCGCUGGAGCUGCUGAUGCAGGAGUCCGGGGAGGGCGUGCGGCAGGCGCCGCCGCCGCGGGGGUGCGCCCGGGCGCGGGGCGGCGCCGGGGCAGAGCGCCGGCCGCUGACGCAGCUCUCGGCCAGGGCCAGGGAGGCUGCGGCGGCGGCCCUCGGCGGGCCCGGCGGGGUGCGGGCGGCCGCAGUGGAGCGCAGUGUCAGGCGGGGGCGCAUUGCUUUGAAGUUCAACUACUGGGAGGGCCACGAGGACGACGCUCGGCUGGCCAGACUUUCGCCCGCGUACGGCCGCCUGAAGGGGUAUCAGAAGGUCGGCGUGCGGUGGCUCUUGGCGCAGGCGCAGGGCGGGUUUGGCAGCAUCCUCGCGGAUGAGAUGGGGCUGGGCAAGACAGCGCAGACGCUGACUUUCCUGGACCUCUGGCAAUCUGUCGGGCGUGAUGGGCGCUCGACUGGGGAUCAGGUGCCCUCGGAGCCGCCCGAGCCGGACGUCCAGAGGCCAGUGAGGCCUUCGCUCGUCCUGAUCCCAGCCUCUGUGAUAAACACCUGGGAAACCGAGGCUCAGAAGUGGUGCCCCCAUCUGACGGCGUUCACAUAUCAUGCUGGCUCGGCUCGAGAGAGGUGCGAACUGGCGGAUAAGUACUUCGCCGAACACGACGGCAGGUGUGCGCUGAUCCUCACUACGGCUGGAGUUCUUCACUGCAGGGACGAUCGGGCGUUCUUCUUCGGCAGGCUGCACUUCGACUUCCUCGUCAUCGAUGAGGCCCACUGCAUGAAGAACUCGGAGUCCGCCCGCUUCCGCGACGUGACCCGGGGCAUCCGUGUCGAUCGUCGCGUGCUGCUCACGGGCACGCCCGUGCAGAACUCCCUGCGCGAGCUCGCCAACCUCCUGACCAUCGUGCUGGCCGCCCCAGGGGAGCAGCGCGGUCAGGGCCGGCGCACGUCCGCGGUCGUGGAGGAGCUGGGGCGGGUGGUGGAGACGGGCUCGCUGCGCGCGCUCCAGACCCGCGCUGCGCCCCUCAUCCUGCGGCGCCUCAAGAGGAACGUAAUGUCCGACCUGCCGCCGAAGCAGGGCCACACGCUCCGAUGCGCGCUCGACGGCCGGCAGCAGGCGCUGUACGACGCGGAGGUCUCGCGGGCGCGGGCGGCAGCGCAGAGGGGCGGCCGGGACACGCUGAAGGCCAGGCGGGAGUUCGUGCGCACCCUGUUCCACCGGCUGCGGCGCCUGUGCGGCCACCCGCUGCUGAGCCAGACGCGGCUUGACGAGCGGGACUACGGCCGGCUGGUGGACCUGCUGUGCGGGUUGCGGCCCGACUUCCAGAAGGCGCCGCGCGAGCGGGCGCUGGCGCACGUGAAGGGCUGGAGCGACUUCGACGUCGCCGUGGCGGUCAGAGACUACGGGCUCGCGGACCGGCUGGGGCCGGGGUUCGACCGCGCGCGCUUCGAGAUGCCCGCCCGGGCCGAGCUGGUGGAGGGCAGCGCCAAGAUCAAGGAGCUGAUCCGGCUGCUGCGCAAGCAGCGCGAGGCGGGGGCCAAGACGCUGGUGUUCUCCCAGUUCACGGAGUACCUGGACGUCAUCGGCGAGGCGCUGAGCGCCGAGGGCUUCAUGUACGCCAGGCUGGACGGUGGGACCAAGAUCGAGGACCGGCCAGAGGUGAUGCAGAACUUCCAGGCCAAGGGCUCCGGGGUGGACGUCUUCCUGCUCUCCAUGAAGGCCGGCGGCACGGGCCUCAAUCUGACCGCCGCCGACGUGGUCGUGCUGAUGGACGUGUCCUUCAAUCCGCAGGACAACCGCCAGGCC
Messenger RNA from Prorocentrum cordatum, 1794 nucleotides. Lineage: Eukaryota; Dinophyceae; Prorocentrales; Prorocentraceae. The record is from the annotation of a GenBank genome assembly.